Hyaena hyaena (striped hyena) is the source of this 3109-nucleotide messenger RNA. It is a transcript of the gene ZNF140, whose product is annotated as zinc finger protein 140. Gene Ontology annotation, cellular component: nucleus. NCBI's taxonomy places the organism in Eukaryota, Metazoa, Chordata, Mammalia, Carnivora, Hyaenidae. The transcript is spliced from 5 exons. Gene Ontology annotation, biological process: regulation of transcription by RNA polymerase II. The coding region runs from base 552 to 1946 and encodes 464 amino acids. Gene Ontology annotation, molecular function: RNA polymerase II cis-regulatory region sequence-specific DNA binding; DNA-binding transcription activator activity, RNA polymerase II-specific. The record is from RefSeq and is a predicted model, not a curated record.
CUUACGACAGCCGCCGACGCCGGUGACUCGUCACGGAAGUUCUGGGGGCCGUGGUCGGCUCUGGGUUUGGUAGUUGUCUGCGCGUGGGGUCUUGGUCUCAGGCUCUGGACAUGAGGCAUUAUGGGAGUCGUAGUUGACGCCAGCGGCAUUUGUUUUGGGGCAUCCUGGGAGUUGUAGUGUGCGGGCGGCAGGGUAGUUAUCCUGGCAAGUGUAGUCGUCCCGGAGCCCCUGGGCCUGGCGCCGUGUGCGCCGGUACGUGGUAUUCUGGAAGCGGUAGUGCGUGGGGGGAGCUCCGAGGCCCGCGGGCUCUGGCGCCGGGUACCAGGCGUGGCGCGUUCGGGCACGAGUCGUGAGUGCGGGGAGCGCCUCCGGCCCGACCCGGAGGCCGCGGUGGGUCCUGGGAAGUGUAGUCGUCCGCUGCCCGACCUGACGGGGAUCUGGUGUCUGAGGCUCCGGCCGCCAGAGUCCCUGGACGCGGAUCCGAAAGUCCGGCUCGCACUGGGCCCGAGCUCCGCCGCUCCCCGCUGGGCUCCCCGGUGCUGCCGCGAGCCAUGUCUCAGGGGUCAGUGACAUUCAGAGAUGUGGCCGUAGACUUCUCCCAGGAGGAGUGGGAAUGGCUUCAGCCUGCUCAGAGAGAUUUGUACAGACAUGUGAUGUUGGAGAACUACAGCCACUUGGUCUCACUGGCAGGUCUUAACAUUUCUAAGCCAUAUGUGGUUUCCUUAUUGGAGCAAGGGAAAGAGCCCUGGCUGGAGAAAGGAGAUGUGAGAAGAGAUCUGUUUUUGGAAUCAAAUGGUGCGGUCAAAGAGUUUUCUCAAAAAAAUGUCAUUUACGGAGAUGAUUCACCCCAGUGUUUGGUAGUGGGAAGAAUUCUAAGCCACGGCCCUGAAUAUUCCACUUUUAAAGGAGGCUGGAGAUUUGAGGAAGAUACUCAGGUGCAAAGAAAUCAAGGCUAUAUCAGGCAAAGGACAGUAUGUCAUCAAGGAGCCCUGUCUCAGCACACGAGUAUCAAUCCUGUGGAGAGGCCCCAUGGAUGUCAUGAAUGUGGGAAGACUUUCAGUCGGCGGUUUUCCCUGGUGCUACAUCAGAGAACUCAUACUGGAGAGAAACCCUACAUAUGUAAGGAAUGUGGCAAAACCUUUAGCCAGAUCUCAAACCUUGUGAAACAUCAGAUGAUACAUACUGGAAAGAAACCCCAUGAGUGUAAGGACUGUAAUAAAACAUUCAGUUACCUCUCAUUCCUCAUUGAACACCAGAGAACUCAUACCGGGGAGAAACCCUAUGAAUGUACUGAAUGUGGAAAGGCCUUUAGCCGUGCCUCAAACCUCACUCGACAUCAGAGAAUUCACAUAGGAAAGAAGCAGUAUGUAUGUAGGAAAUGUGGGAAGGCCUUUAGCAGUGGCUCAGAACUCAUUCGCCAUCAGAUUACACAUACUGGAGAGAAACCUUAUGAAUGCAUUGAAUGUGGGAAGUCAUUUCGCCGUUCUUCACACCUUACUCGGCAUCAGAGCAUCCAUACUACCAAAACCCCAUACGAAUGUAAUGAGUGUCGGAAAGCCUUCCGUUGCCACUCAUUCCUUAUUAAACAUCAGAGAAUUCAUGCUGGAGAAAAGCUCUAUGAAUGCAAUGAAUGUGGUAAAGUUUUCACAUGGCAUGCAUCCCUUAUGCAACAUAUGAAAAUUCAUACUGGAGAAAAGCCCUAUGCGUGUACUGACUGUGAUAAAACCUUUAGUCGGAGCUUUUCCCUCAUUCUACAUCAGAUAACUCACACUGGGGAAAAGCCCUAUGUAUGUAAAGUCUGCAAUAAAUCCUUCAGCUGGAGCUCAAACCUUGCCAAACAUCAGAGAACACACACUCUAGAGAACCCCUAUGAAUAUGAGAAUUCAUUUAAUUAUCACCCAUUCCUUACUGAACACAAAGAAAUUCACACUAUAGAGAAAACAUAAAAAUGUGGAUUAAGAAAAAACGGUUAAUGCCUUACUUUGACUUCAAAGGGUUCUUGGAAAGAAGCCUUAUGUGAAUAUGUGGAAUGUGAAGAAAAAUGGGUCAUACUUGAUUCAACAUCCUGGAGACAAAAUAACUCAGGAGUAUGUGGGAUAACUAUUAAUAGCUUUGCAUUCUUUUUUGUAAUAUCAGAAGAUGAAAUCAGACAGUACUGAGAAGACUUCAUCUGGUGGGAUUCCCUUACUCUACAUUUGUAACUUCCUACCAGACAAGGAUACGUGGCCAGUAAAUGUGGGAAAGCUUUUAAUUAGAAAUUGGUCCUAAUCCCCUGCAUCUGUUGCCUCAAACAAGACAGAAUAUGUGGGUAAGAUUGCACUUUUUCCUGGACAUCAGAAAAUUCAUAAUGAAGCAAAGUCUUGCAAACACAAUGAUGUGGGAACGUUUUUUGUACCAUGCAAUAUUUAUUAAGUAUUAAAAUACUCUUCUAAAAAGAAAAACGCAACCCUCUAAAUGAACUGAAUAUAGGGUGAUUUUCUGCAUUAUUUCAAAACUACAGAAUUAUACUGAGGGGAAAACUACCAUUGUAAUGAGCAUGGCAAAAAUCUUAAGGGUUCUGAGAAGUCAUACUGGAGGGAAUCUGGGAGGUUUUUUGUUUUUUUGGGGUGGGGUCACUUUUGGUUUAAAGCAAAUUCAAAAAGCUAUGAAUAAAUAUUUUGUUUUCUAGUUAAUUGAUCUGAUACUUGCAGAGUUUUUCCACAGCAUUUGUGAUUCUGAAAAUGCAACUAUCACAAUAUUGACAUCCCUAAGAGCAGUGUGCUUCUGUAGAAACAUACAUGAUUACAGAAACAUUUUUAGUUUAUUAUGACUUUAACUGUGAGACAGAAUUUAGAUUUAAGAUUAUGCUAACUCAUGUUUAUCCUUGAAUAUGACUAGACCUGUUUUAGUCUGAAGAAAUGUACAUAAGGUAUGUCACAGGAAAAUGCCAACGUAGUUUUUCCUCUUCUGUUCCAUUUGCAGUAGGAACAUUUCCUUUGUAAGCACGUAUUUGUCAAAAUAAAUCAGAUGAUGUUUUCACUCUCCAUGUACACCUUGUCCAUUUUUUAAUGUCCCAGUUAAAGGUGUAUCUUAUCUUUCAAGAAUCUGUCUGCCUCCUUUUAAGAACUUA